AAUCACAUGAUCGCUGUCCAGUGACGUAACGGAGCGAAACGCCAUUAGACUGAUCGCAGAGAUUGAUCGGAAGUGAAUUGGGUUUUAACAGAGGAAUCCGCCCGUGAAGUUGCUCGGAAACGCGUUUUGGCGGUUCUCUCCGCGCAUCGGAUUCACGCGUGCGGCUCUAUGGCCGCUGUGAUCGGGUAGAGGCUCGGACCAGAGGCUCUGCUGUUGUGUCAGCAUGGCGGCCGGAGGGAAGACGUACUCGUUCAAGGUGGUGCUGCUCGGAGAGGGAUGCGUCGGCAAAACAUCGCUGGUUCUGCGAUACUGCGAGAAUAAAUUCAACGACAAACACAUCACCACUCUACAGGCCUCAUUUCUCACAAAGAAGCUGAACAUCACAGGAAAGCGAGUCAAUCUGGCUAUAUGGGACACUGCUGGUCAGGAGCGUUUCCAUGCACUCGGGCCCAUCUACUACAGAGACUCCAAUGGGGCCAUUUUGGUCUAUGAUGUAACAGAUGAGGAUUCGUUUCAGAAGGUGAAAAACUGGGUAAAAGAAUUAAGAAAAAUGUUAGGGAAUGAAAUAUGUUUAUGUAUAGUAGGAAAUAAAAUUGACCUGGAAAAGGAAAGGCAUGUUUCAGUAGAGGAAGCUGAGGGGUAUGCAGAGUCUGUUGGUGCAAAACACUAUCACACAUCAGCCAAAUUAAACAAAGGAAUCGAGGAGCUGUUUCUGGACCUGUGUAAACGCAUGAUGGAGAGCGCUCAAGCAGACGAAAGAUCGCGUGGUAAUGGCACGAGCCACACAAGCACAGCGCGGAGAGGCGUACAGAUUGUCGAUGACGAACCCCAGACUGCAACAUCCGCUGGAGGCUGCUGUUCAUCCGGCUAAUCACAUCCACCAUAACCGGGACUGAAAACGCCCUUUCACGUGAUAACUGCCGCUCCCCACAGCUACACCCAUCUGCUACUGCUCUACAGCUCUAUCAAAUCAUUUCUUUAACAGUGUUUUUUUAUCGAAACGGUUGAUUAAAACGCCACUGGCUCCCAGGGCACUGCAGUGUUUAGGGAUGUAAAUGCCAGAUUGAUCCACACUGAUGAUAUUCACUUUAAUAUACAAAUUAAUAUAAAUAGGUACCAAACGGCCAACUGAUUUCCAUAGCUGUCUGAUACAUUAGCUGUUUCUUUUGGCAUGGUGUUGUGCAUGUAGAAUCUUUAAAGGCUUAAUUUUAUUUUACGUCCACGGAAAAAUAUUAUUUAAUAACUUAUUUACAAGUUAUAUCAGACAUCUUCACUUCCAAAGACCUCUGUUCUUCCAGUGUUCCAUAGGCUUGUGUCAUUAAGUCUCUUUUUUUUCUGUCGUUCAGGUCUAUCGAUCUUUAAAGAACUAAAAAACAUCCUCCUUGUAGAUUUUGUCUUCUCUUACAGGCUGAUUUGCCAUCAAGAUUUGAAAUUAAAAUCUUAUCUUGUUUGCUUGCAAAAUUAAAAAUUACUCAGAUGAUGUGUACUUUUUCAGCGCAACACGUGUCAAAAAAAGUGUUCAAUAUUCAUGUUGCAUGAAUGUAUAAUGAAUAUAUGCUCUGGUAAACACACAUUUACUGAAUUUGUGUUUUUUUAACUGCCAUUUUUACAAUGAAUGUUAAUAGUUUUUCCCCAAGCCCUGAACAUUUGGAUGUUUUUUGAAAACUACUAAUAGUUUUCCACAACACAUCACCUGUAAACACUGAGGUGCAGCUGUAAGCCUACUGUGCCUUUAAAUAAAAACGUCUAGAGUUACCCUU
Messenger RNA from Triplophysa rosa, 1760 nucleotides. It is a transcript of the gene rab21, whose product is annotated as RAB21, member RAS oncogene family. Gene Ontology annotation, biological process: Rab protein signal transduction. The record is from RefSeq and is a predicted model, not a curated record. NCBI's taxonomy places the organism in Eukaryota, Metazoa, Chordata, Actinopteri, Cypriniformes, Nemacheilidae. Gene Ontology annotation, molecular function: GTP binding; GTPase activity. Bases 224 to 871 code for a protein of 215 amino acids. The transcript has 7 exons.